Molecule: messenger RNA, 966 nt
Organism: Colletotrichum chrysophilum
Lineage: Eukaryota; Fungi; Ascomycota; Sordariomycetes; Glomerellales; Glomerellaceae
Exons: 3
Coding region: 1-966 (321 amino acids)
Cellular component (GO): mitochondrial inner membrane
Molecular function (GO): S-adenosyl-L-methionine transmembrane transporter activity
Source: RefSeq, a predicted model, not a curated record
AUGUACGAGAUUUACGCUGCGGGCGCUGCCGCAGCCUUCACUGUCGACUGCUUGGUCUACCCUCUUGACACGCUCAAGACCCGGUACCAAAGCCAAGACUUUGUUAAGACCUAUGCAUCUUCACCAGGAAGCAAGACGCCGCUGUUCCGCGGCCUCUACCAAGGCAUCGGAAGUGUAGUCCUCGCAACCCUGCCGGCCGCUGGCAUCUUCUUUGCGACAUACGAGAGCAUGAAAAAGACCAUUUCCAGCACGGUUUCAGUCCCGCAACCCAUUGUCCACGCCUCGGCCUCGGCCGUUGCGGAGAUGGGAUCAUGCUUGGUCCUUGCACCGGCCGAAGUCAUCAAGCAGAACGCCCAAAUGCUGCGACGACAGGACCCUGGAAAUCCCGCCAAUGGGAGCGGGAGCAGCGGCAGCCGCAAGUCAACGUCCCUCGAGGCAUUGCGACAAGUCACACGUUCCGGGGCCCAGAGACGGCUGUUUUCGGGUUACACGGCGUUGGUCGCGCGCAAUCUCCCCUUCACGGCGAUACAGUUCCCUAUCUUUGAGCACGUGAGAACGUCCGUCUGGGAGUCGAGGGCCAAAGGGCCGGCGGCCAGCGAGGAGCAGGGCCUUAUCGAGACGGCGGUGGUGACGGGCACGAGUGCAGGUGCGGCUGGGGCGUUCGCGGCAUGGAUUACGACGCCGAGCGAUGUUGUCAAGACGCGGAUGAUGUUGAGCGCCGGCGAGGGCGGCAAUGGUUCGUCGCAGCAAUCAGGCAAAUCAGCGCCGGCAGAGAAAACCCGUGGGAGCUUGGAGGUGACGCGCGACGUCUACCGGCAGCACGGCGUGCGCGGGCUCUUCCGUGGAGGGCUGUUGCGAGCCGGCUGGACGGCGCUAGGCAGCGGGCUUUAUCUGGGAACGUACGAGAUGUCAAAGGUCUGGCUCACUCGCGGGAAAGACGAAUCGGAAGUCGUUGGAGGGCUGUGA